Molecule: messenger RNA, 1101 nt
Organism: Sungouiella intermedia
Lineage: Eukaryota; Fungi; Ascomycota; Pichiomycetes; Serinales; Metschnikowiaceae
Source: the annotation of a GenBank genome assembly
AUGCAUCUUUCACUUGCCACUUUGAGCUUGGCUGCUUCUGCACUCGCUGCUUACAUUCCAUCGGAGCCUUGGACAACUUUGACACCAGAAGGUGACCUCUUGGGUGCUACCACAGACUACACCCACAAGUUUGGAAUCCAGAUUGUCACACUUUCGGGCCUGUACUCGGUAGAUCCAAACCACCACAAGAGAGCCGUCAACCAGAUCAAUGAUGGACAGAUCCAGGAACAGACCCUGGUGCUGUUGUCUACUCCAGCUACCACCACUGCCUCAGUGAUUAACCAGAUCGGUGACGGUCAAAUCCAGCAUCAAACAACAACGGCAUCCGUGGUCAAUCAGAUCGGCGAUGGCCAGAUCCAACAUCAAACAACCACUGCUGCUGUCGUCAACCAGAUUGGCGAUGGUCAGAUCCAACAUCAGUCAUACACUCCAUCCACUGUCACCACCGCUCCCGUGAUUAACCAGAUCGGAGAUGGUCAAAUUCAGCACCAAACUGCCUCUGUUGUUAACCAAAUUGGCGAUGGUCAAAUUCAACAUCAAACUGCCUCAGUUGUUAACCAGAUCGGAGAUGGCCAGAUUCAGCACCAGACUUCUUCUGCUUCCGUUGUCAAGCAAAUCAGUGACGGACAGAUCCAACACCAGACUUCUACCGCUUCUGCUGUGAACCAGAUCUCUGACGGACAAAUCCAGCACCAAACCUCAUCUCACUCUACUGCCACUGGUGUUUCUCAAGUCAGUGACGGACAAGUGCAAGCUACUGACGUAGCCGGUUCUGAUGACGAUAACUCCGACAUCCCAGUUGCAUGUAUCACAUCCGAGUCGUUGACCAUGACUUUGAAGGAUUCUGUUUUGACAGAUGGUUUGGGAAGAAUUGGUGCCAUUGUGGCCAACAGACAGUUCCAGUUCGAUGGUCCUCCACCACAGGCUGGUUCCAUCUACGCUGCUGGCUGGUCCAUCACUGAUGACGGACUCUUGGCCUUGGGUAACUCUGCCAUUUUCUUCCAGUGUAAGUCUGGUGACUUCUACAACUUGUACGACACGAACGUCGCUGCUCAAUGUGAACCAGUCCACCUUAGUGUGAUUGAGUUGGUUGAGUGCUAA